AUGCGCCUCACGCCCACCCUCCACGCAUCCUCCAGUAGCCUCUCCACCGUAGCGCGUGGCACAGCUUUUGAAGAACGCUCCCUUCGCCUCCUGCGCGAUCACCUCUCCAUGUCCCUCUCUCGCGUGGGCGGUAAAUCCGACGGAGGGAUCGACCUCGCCGGAUGGUGGUGGCUGCCACACGCCCAUAUCUCCGACACGCAGACGCGGCGCCGAAUACGCGUUUUAGCCCAAUGCAAAGCCGAAUUCAAGAAGAUGGGCCCGGCGUACUUGCGCGAGCUCGAGGGAGUCGCCCUGAGGCAGCGCGCAGAGUCCGACCGCACGCUCGUCGCGGCUCUGAUCUCCCAGUCGGCGUUCACCAAGGCCUGCUUACUGGCCGCCCAGGCAUCGCCUGUACCGCUCAUGCUACUCCAUCUACCAGAAGAAGGUGGCGGACUGGGCACCGCAAUAUGGAACUCCGCGUUGGGGUCGAGCAAGGGUGUACUGGAGGGCGAUGCCGAGUUGAGAUGGGCGUAUGGUCUUGGGACAGGCGAUACGGGCGAAUCUUCGCCAACUUUGUUUUGGCGCGGUACAAGGCUUCAGAGCUGGACACCACCGUGA
This is a messenger RNA of Peniophora sp. CBMAI 1063, 597 nucleotides long. NCBI's taxonomy places the organism in Eukaryota, Fungi, Basidiomycota, Agaricomycetes, Russulales, Peniophoraceae. The record is from the annotation of a GenBank genome assembly.